AUGGAAAUAGCCCUCUACCACUCAGAUCAUGGAUACUAUUCGCGCCCGGAGGAGCUCACUGUGACUCGCGAGGGAGAUUUCAUGACCAGCGUCAGCGUUGGUCCCUGCUUUGGCCUCAUUCUAGCCUAUCGUCUCCGUGCUUUGUGGGAAGAAGAAGGCCAGCCCGAGAACUUUACCAUCCUAGAACUCGGUGCUCACGAUGGUUCGUUGGCCAGUGACAUCCUCACAACGUCGGCUUCCUUAGGAUCAGAUUUUGAAAAAUCUAUCCACUAUCACAUCGCCGAACCUCUAGAAACUCGCCGCCUUUUUCUUCAAAAAAAUCUCCUUCCUCGAUAUCCAGAGAAAAUCACCCUGCAUACUAAACUCCCCAAAAAUCACCCCCACUUCGUCACCGUCAUUGCCAACGAAGUUCUCGAUGCCCUUCCCGUUUCCCUACUUCAUUUUCAUGAUAAAAAAUGGCACGAACUCCAAGUCACGCACGAUGGUUCGCAAUUCCACUUCACCGAAUCUCCCGAUCUCUCGCCUGAGCUCAUCAACUACACCCAAAGCCUCGGCCACGACUUCCCAGAUUACUAUGUCACCGAAGCUCCAGCCGACUUCGCUCACCUCCUCCAACCCAUUGAUGACUUUGUGCAAAAUGGACGCCUCCUCUUUUUCGAUUACGGAUUUGACCAAGAAACUCUCACUCUACCCACGCGUAAAGACGGCACCCUACGUGCCUACUGCCAGCACCGUAAAAACCACCACCCGCUCGAGCGACCCGGCCUGCAAGACCUCACUGCUCACGUCAACUUCACUGCCUUUAUUGAAGCCGCUCAUUCAUGGAAACUCUGUGAACUCACCCACCAAGGACGUUAUCUCACCCACGCCGCCAAACCUUGGCUUCUGAGUUCACCGAGUGACCCAAACCUCAUUCGACAAUUCCAAACACUCACACACCCCAACCACUUCGGCACCACUUUCCACGCCAUCGAAAUGAAAACACACACAAGGGAAACCUAA
Molecule: messenger RNA, 1002 nt
Organism: Nerophis lumbriciformis (worm pipefish)
Lineage: Eukaryota; Metazoa; Chordata; Actinopteri; Syngnathiformes; Syngnathidae
Source: RefSeq, a predicted model, not a curated record